This is a messenger RNA of Aspergillus ochraceoroseus IBT 24754, 1280 nucleotides long. Its product is annotated as dual specificity protein phosphatase family protein. Gene Ontology annotation, cellular component: cytoplasm; nucleoplasm. The record is from RefSeq and is a predicted model, not a curated record. Gene Ontology annotation, biological process: negative regulation of SCF-dependent proteasomal ubiquitin-dependent catabolic process; regulation of ERK1 and ERK2 cascade; negative regulation of protein binding. The transcript has a single exon. Lineage: Eukaryota; Fungi; Ascomycota; Eurotiomycetes; Eurotiales; Aspergillaceae. Bases 24 to 980 code for a protein of 318 amino acids. Gene Ontology annotation, molecular function: F-box domain binding; phosphatase activity.
CAGCAAGAAGCGUUGGCCGCAAAAUGAUGCCCUCACCUCACCCUUCGGAGGUUCCCAUGUCACAAAAUAUGGAAUCUCAAUAUAUUCGAACCCACCAGUACACGCCAGGGACCGGCCGACUUCAACAACCCACCUAUCCAGAUCCGAAAUAUGAUGGAUACAACAACAAUAACAUAGAGUCUGUCGGGCCCCAUACACAUCGUUUCCCAGUGGGGGAAUUUAUCAGCCCUGGAUUCUUUCAAAAUGUGGACCCGUGCCUUUUCUCCAUACCUAAAGCUGAGCUCGAAUGGAAAUACAAUAUGCGCAGAGACGCCCAGCGCAUACUGCCAUUUCUCUAUCUAGGACCAUGGAGUUGUCUUGGGAACAGGGCCUGGCUUAAAGAAGAGGGGUUUGGCUUACUCUUCGCGAUUCGCGACAGCAGGUUAGCCCAGGCUCGCCUGGUUUCGGGACAGAGGGCCGCCACAGAGUUGGGAAUUGAAGCCGACUCGAUGGAUAUUUCGAAUAACCAAGAGCUUAUCUCCUCGUUACCAAAUGUAAUCCGACGUAUCAACGACCACUUGGCCGGCCAAAACAGAGCAGGACCCAACUCUCCAGUGAAGAAGAUUCUCUUAUUCUGCGAAACUGGCAAUGGACUAUCCGCCCUUGUCGUGAUCUCGUAUCUGAUGGUGAUGUUGAACUUGGAUCUGGGCCAUGCGCUGUAUUUGGUCCACUCGCAACGGUUUUGCAUCGAUAUGGACGAUCUUUUGAAGCCACUGUUGUUUUCGUUCGAGUCGAUUCUUGCGGCUAAGCGCGACGUCGAAAGUGCCAAGAAGGCUUCCAUUGGAAGUUCCAGCCUAGCUGCUCCAACGACGGUGCUAGCUAAGAAAAGAAGUUUUGCAGAUCGGGCGGAGAGCGAGAACAUGGCGGAGGGUAGUAUGGAUAUAGAGACUUCCACGCCCGCGCGAAAGCCUUUGGCGCCCUUCCGGGACCGUUGGGGAUGAUUUUCAACAGCACCGGAACGCCAGGACGACACUCGAGCCGCGCUGCGUCUACACAAACGGAUAUGUCAAUGACACUACCUUGACUCUCUUCAGAUCUUAUCUAUGUUAUGCGGAAGGUCUUCCCGACCACGCCUUCUACAUCGCAACUAGGCUUCACGGCGCAUCCAAUGGUUUUAUGGCCUUUAAUUCUGUUCAUUAUUGUACUUUAUUUUCUAAACAUCUUCAGUCCCGGAGUCAAUAUUCUGGCUCUCGGGAUGCAUGAGCUUUAUGAGGUUUAUGAGAAUCCAAUUACAGUCUAAU